Lycium barbarum (goji berry) is the source of this 1347-nucleotide messenger RNA. RefSeq lists its product as uncharacterized. NCBI's taxonomy places the organism in Eukaryota, Viridiplantae, Streptophyta, Magnoliopsida, Solanales, Solanaceae. The transcript is spliced from 2 exons. Gene Ontology annotation, molecular function: nucleic acid binding; RNA-DNA hybrid ribonuclease activity. Bases 1 to 1347 code for a protein of 448 amino acids. The record is from RefSeq and is a predicted model, not a curated record.
AUGAUAGAGGCUAGAGAUAAUAUAGAGCAAGAAAUAUGGUGGGAACCAAGGAGUGGAACUGCAAAUGUAUGGUUUGAUAACUGGACAAAGCUAGGGGCUCUAUAUCACAUCAUUCCAGAUGAUUUUAUGAUAAAUGAGCUUGUUCAAGAUGUAAAAGAACUUAUGUUGCAGGAUGGUUGUAAUACAGGAAGAUUGCAGCAGUUAUUCCCUAUGGAUAUUGUGGAUCAUAUAUUAGAAGAAUUGCACUUUCAUGAACCAAAAGAAGAGUGGGAUAGGCCAAGAUGGAUGAUGACAGCAUCAGGAAAAUUUACUGUAGGCACUGCAUGGGAAUUACUGAGGAGCAAAGUAGUCAAGUCAGAUGUCUUUAAGAACAUGUGGACAUCAGGGGUACCUUUUAAGAUAUCCUUCUUUUUCUGGAGGUUAUGGAAGUACAAAAUACCAGUUGGAGAGGUAGUAAGAAGGAUUGGGGUAGAUACUGAGGCAACCUGUUACUGCUGUGAUCAUAGGCAAUAUGAAACUGUGCAUUUGUUUGUUAUAGGAAAUGUUGCUACAAAAGUGUGGACUUAUGUUAAAACUGUUGUUGGCAUCACAACACAGUUUCAACAAGUCAGCCAGAUUCUUCAAGUCUGGUGGAAUGCAGAUUGCCCCUCAAAGUUCAGAACCAUCUUUAAAGCUAUACCAAUGGUCACUAUGUGGCAGAUAUGGAAGUGGAGGAAUACAGUCCUACAUGGAGGGAGGAUGUCCAUCAACAAAGUGAUUUAUGAGAUAACCAUGAUCAUAUAUCAAAUGUGUAGAAUGAGGUUUCCAGAGCAGAACAGCUUACCAAGAUGCAUACCUCAAAUUCUACAAGUCUUUGAAGCAUACAGGCCAAGAAUUGUAAGCAAGAUAGUGAAAUGGGAUUUUCCUAUGCCAGGAUGGUAUAAAUGUAAUUCUGAUGGAGCUUCUAGGGGAAAUCUUGAACCAAGAUCUGUGGCCUUUUGUAUUAGAAAUGCAGUGGGUGAUUUCCAGUAUGCAACAGCAAUAAGGAUAUCAGAUGGUUCAAAUUUGAUAGCAGAAGCAAGGGCAUUACAUGAGGGUCUUAAGUACUGUGUUACACACAGUCUGUUGCUAGUGGUGAUGGAAACAGACUCAAUGACUAUGAAGAUGAUCUUAACUGGUCAGUGGGAGACUCCAUGGAGUAUAUCAAUGAUCAUAAAUGAUAUUUCAAGGAAACUUGAGACAAUGGCAAACAAAGGUCAACAUCAAGGCAAGGAGAUAGCAGCUACAUCUGAACGAACAUGGAGGAAUUCUACUCCAUCCUGGAAGCCUGACUAUGUAUUCAUUUUGACUUUGAACCAUAGCACCUAG